Chlorocebus sabaeus (green monkey) is the source of this 6999-nucleotide messenger RNA. It is a transcript of the gene DTX4, whose product is annotated as deltex E3 ubiquitin ligase 4. Gene Ontology annotation, biological process: Notch signaling pathway; protein ubiquitination. Lineage: Eukaryota; Metazoa; Chordata; Mammalia; Primates; Cercopithecidae. Gene Ontology annotation, molecular function: zinc ion binding. The record is from RefSeq and is a predicted model, not a curated record.
AGGGGACCAGAGCGUGCCAUUCCGAGCGCGGCAGUGCGGCGAGAUCCCACCCCGGCGUCUGCAGAGCCCGAGGCGCAACUGGUGCGAGGGCUGGGUCCUCGCCUCCCCGUCAGCCCCAGCUCGCGGCCGCCGGGGCUCGGGCCGCGCGCCCGCCGAGUGGCUUUUGCAAGGCGGGGGCUUGUUUGCAGAGAGCUGGGAAUUUGCAUGAAGCGCCUCGACCCCACGGAGCAGCGGCAGCAGCGGCGGACCCCGGCGGCGGCGGCGGCGGCGGCGCGCGGUCCCAGCCCGGUGGCCCCGGUGUCCCGGCCCCGGUGGAUGCACGGCUGGGGAGGAGCCCAUGGGCCGGAGCUGAGGCUGUCCGGGGAGGGGGGGCGCAGGGCAGGGGGCGCGGUCGAGGCCCGGAGGCGGCGGCGCAGGAGGAAGCGGAGGAGGUCGGGCGCUCGGGCCUCAGCCCCGGGCUCGCCAUGCUCCUGGCCUCGGCGGUGGUGGUCUGGGAAUGGCUGAACGAGCACGGCCGCUGGCGUCCCUACAGCCCGGCGGUGAGCCACCACAUUGAGGCGGUGGUCCGCGCCGGCCCCCGCGCGGGGGGCAGCGUGGUGCUGGGCCAGGUGGACAGCCGUCUCGCGCCCUACAUCAUCGACCUGCAGUCCAUGAACCAGUUCCGCCAAGACACGGGAACUCUCCGCCCAGUUCGCCGCAACUACUAUGACCCCUCCUCAGCCCCUGGGAAGGGCGUGGUGUGGGAGUGGGAGAACGACAAUGGCUCCUGGACGCCCUACGACAUGGAAGUGGGCAUCACCAUCCAGCAUGCCUAUGAGAAGCAGCACCCCUGGAUCGACCUCACUUCCAUUGGCUUUAGCUACGUCAUUGACUUCAACACCAUGGGCCAGAUCAACCGUCAGACCCAGCGCCAACGCCGCGUCCGCCGGCGCCUCGACCUCAUCUACCCCAUGGUCACGGGGACCUUGCCUAAGGCUCAGUCCUGGCCAGUCAGCUCUGGGCCAGCCACCUCGCCCCCCAUGUCCCCCUGCUCCUGUCCCCAGUGUGUCUUGGUGAUGAGUGUUAAGGCAGCCGUGGUCAAUGGCAGCACUGGGCCCCUACAGCCACCAGUGACCCGCAAGAACUUGCCCCCUCCCGGAGUGGUCAAGCUGCCCCCACCACCAGGCUCUGGGGCCAAGCCACUGGACACCACAGGCACCAUUCGAGGCCCGGUGAAGACCGCCCCAUCACAGGUGAUCCGGAGACAAGCAUCCAGCGUGCCCACUGGGACAACCGUGGGCUCUCCUGCCAGCCCCCCAGGACCCAACGGCAAGACCGGAAGGGUGGCCCUGGCCACCUUGAAUCGUAGCAACCUGCAGCGACUGGCCAUUGCCCAGUCCCGGGUGCUGAUCGCCUCUGGGGUCCCCACAGUCCCAGUGAAGAACCUAAAUGGGUCCAGCCCUGUCAACCCUGCCUUGGCAGGAAUCACUGGGAUCCUCAUGAGUGCAGCGGGGCUGCCUGUGUGUCUCACCAGGCCACCAAAGCUGGUCCUACACCCACCCCCCGUCAGCAAGAGUGAAAUAAAAUCCAUCCCAGGGGUUUCCAACACAAGCCGCAAGACCACCAAAAAACAAGCCAAGAAAGGUAAAACCCCAGAGGAAGUGCUAAAAAAAUAUCUGCAGAAAGUCCGGCACCCACCAGAUGAGGACUGCACCAUCUGUAUGGAACGCCUCACGGCCCCCUCAGGUUACAAGGGCCCGCAGCCUACGGUAAAACCUGACCUGGUAGGGAAGCUGUCCAGAUGCGGCCACAUCUACCACAUCUACUGCUUGGUUGCCAUGUACAACAAUGGAAACAAGGAUGGGAGUUUGCAGUGUCCAACCUGCAAGACCAUUUAUGGGGUGAAGACAGGCACCCAACCUCCGGGGAAGAUGGAGUACCACCUCAUCCCCCACUCCUUGCCUGGCCACCCAGACUGCAAAACCAUCCGGAUCAUCUACAGCAUCCCCCCUGGCAUUCAGGGACCAGAACACCCGAAUCCUGGGAAGAGUUUCAGCGCCCGAGGCUUCCCACGACAUUGUUACCUUCCGGACAGCGAGAAAGGGAGAAAAGUUCUGAAGCUGCUGCUCGUGGCCUGGGAUCGCCGCCUCAUUUUUGCCAUUGGCACCUCCAGCACCACGGGGGAGUCAGAUACCGUCAUCUGGAAUGAGGUCCACCACAAGACAGAGUUUGGCUCUAAUCUCACUGGCCAUGGCUACCCAGAUGCCAAUUACCUGGAUAAUGUGCUGGCUGAACUGGCUGCCCAGGGCAUCUCUGAGGACAGCACUGCCCAGGAGAAGGACUGAGGCCAGAAAAGCUUUGAGGUGGGAGGGGCCGUGGGGACUGCAGGACAGGAAGUGAGGAGAGUGAGUCAAUGUAGAAGAAGUUGGUGUCCUGCCCUCCCAACUUUCUAUCCUCCCCUCCUGCCCUGUGUCCACCCCUCAUCCCUCCCAACCACAGCGGGAGCCAAACUGAAUAUAGCGACAUCAUUCAUAAACCUUAUCCAACACAAAGGGAGAGGGGAUGAGGGCCACCCUGGGUCUGUUCCCAUGGAGUUUUUGGUGCUGGGUAGGCAAGAAUCCCCUCCCUACCCCACCUCCCAAGUAGGGGCAUGGUCCACACACCUGGGGUAUGGGCAGUGCCUGGGCACUCCAUACCCUGGCUUUGGGAAGCCAGGGUUUCUUGCCUCAGCCGGCUUCUUGCUACUUCCACUCUGCUUUGAGAGUGGAGUUUCUGCUAUUCUCCCUCUGCUGGAGCCAGGGAGCUCUCACUGUGCAAGGUUGGGGGGGCAAGGGGGUGAACCACUAAACUGCUGUGACAUCAGAAACGGAUGCCUUGGUGUAGAGCGAGGAAGCAUUCCUUCUCAAGAGGGUCAGAGAAGGAAACGCCUCUGGGAGCACAUUCCGCUCUCAUCACAGUCCUUGGCUUCUCUGGGCCCUCCUCUCCUCCUCACAGCUCUGACCUGUCCAAAGAGGCAUCUGGUUCUCUCAUGUGGAUGGAUGGACUCUGGAGUUCCUCUUUGGGGUGGCAUCCCAUGAUGCUGUUUCUAGCCCCUCUCUGAUCAAACCAGAGCCUGCAUCCCACUGAGCAUCUGAACUGUCCUCAGGGAGAGGAGCCCACAGCCUUCUUCCCAACUCAUUCUAGACCAGCUCAAAGAUUCCAUGAGUUUCAUCAAGUCACUGUGAGUGGAGCCCAUGCUGGGCUCUGUGCCCUCUGUGUCUGUGCAUGCGUGUGUGUGUGGGGUGGGGGAGGGGGCGUGUGUGCAUCGCUGGGCCAGCUUGAUGGGAAGGCCCGUCAUGUCCCUGCACUCUGUUUUGCAAGAUGCCAAACCCCAGUUCUGAUGGGGCUCCAACAGCCAGGCUGUGGUCCUUUGAUGUUCCUCACCUGUUGCCAACCUAUCCCACAGAGAACUGAAACCCCAGUGGAGACAGAACUGUGCCUGGGGAGAUGCAAUGAGGUGAGGGUUGGACUCAUCCUUUUAUAUUUCUUUUCGAGAUUGUAGCAGAGCUCAUCUCCAUCCAGUCUUGUUUCUAUGAAGGCUUCAAUCUGUUUCCAUGCAAAUUUGCUCAUCAGAGCCCAGAGCUGCUGGGUCCCUCAUCUCCUUCAUCUAUUAUAGAUUGACUUAGAGCAGGGAGAGAACCUCUUUAGCUCAUUCCUAAUGGGGUUGGGACCACGGUAUGGUCUGGUCCAAUCUGCAUCUUGGUUGUGUCCCAAGACCCUGUCUCCUCCCCAACAUUCUUAUUGCCUUUGGCUCCCAGUAAGGAAUGAAUUGGGGGCCAGGGAGGAGAAAAGGGGGGAUCAAGAAGGGAAACCGAAUUCCCCCUUUGAAAGUGGGUUCUUUGAACUAUGUGUUUGGGGGAAGUUCCUCUGGAUACUAAUUUGUAUUUAUAUACCUCAUGUUUUGGGGGUUUGACGUAUAUAUAUAUGCAUAUAUAUUUCAUAAUAUUUGGAAGGUUUUUGAUGCUAGAAAAAUGGAAACAAGAAAACCUUCAAAAAUGGUACUUUGAUGGGAACCGGAGGCCAGGCUUUCAUAAAAGCCAGCCCCAUAGCUGCUUGCUGUUAGGCCUCCAGCCAUUUUGACGUGGGUGUGGAUAGUCGAUUCACCUGCCUGUCACCCAGUUCUGUGGAUGUGCUGGUGCUGAGCCUUUGCUCUCUUUCCAAAUGGCUACAGGGAUGUUGAUCAGCUCCACCAGAGGGAGCUCUGAUGGGAGGAAUUGUUCUGCCAUCCUUGUCCCCGUGUCUCCUGUCAGCAGGCAGCCAUUAUAUCUCACCAGCAGACCAGCAGACUGGUCCCGAGCUUACUGCACCACAGGGCAAUUUCCUGCCAGAGUCAGGAAGGAAACCCCUGAACUAAAUGGAAGAGACAUCCCUGCGGUGUUUAAUGUCACACCCAUGCCCUUUGUCGAGUUACCAUGUGCCAGAGGUUACUUGGAGAGCCUCAUGCUGUCUCUGCCUUCAGCACACUGGUCAAGUAUCUGCUGAGCUUCUUGGCUGCAAGGGUGCAGAAAUAGGCUGAGGGUUCUUGGGAAGAAAGACAUGAUGAAGCAGUAGGAGGUGGGGAAGAAAAGAAGACAGACUUUCACAAUGGAAUUAGGCAGUGGGGAGAGAUCCGUUUUCCCACAUCAGGGAGGAGAAGGUAUAGGUGGGGAAGGGGGUGGCCAGGAGGAGAAGGAAGAGGACUCAAGAUGGAAAGGGAGCCGCUGUGCAUGUGGCAAUACCACUUGGAGAGGUCGUCUUCAUACCUUCAAGCCUUUUCCCCUGGGCUUUUGAUUAUGUCUGUGCCCAAUUUCUUGUCCUCUCUGCAGAUGCCCAGUAGGGGCUACCUCAUUCUCGUUCUUUUCUUGCGUGGCUUUCUGGGCAGUAGGGAUCUUGAAUUUCCUUUCUAACACUGUGCCAGGCAAGGCAGGGAGCAUUCCUCUGCCCUUUCUCUUGUGCCAACCUGGUAAGGUGCGGUCUAGAUUUCAGCGAGAACCCUGCCAGCCGAGCCCUGUGCAUCCACUACCUUAACACAAAGUGUUUUCCCACCAGAAGCCCUGCUGUGCUCUCCUGGCCCAAGUAGGGGAUUCCAUGCCUUCCCUUUCAUGCUCUUAGCGCCAGCAGCCUAGUUUCUCCCUUCCAGAGUCUCCUGGGAUGACAAAUUGGAUUGGAGACAAACCUCAUCGGAUGCUCAUCCCCUAAAAGGUUAAGUGUGUAUUUGUGGCUGCGUGUGCCUUUGUGUUUUCAUUCUCUUUCCAUUUUUGUAAAAUUGGGUCGUCUCUAUGGUCUUAUACUUGGUCAAAAGUACUCAUCUUAGUAUUGUACUGUUGUAUGCAUGAGAAAACUGGGGGAAGGCUCAUGUGGUACAAGAAAGGACGCCUGACCCAUUUCCUUCUCUGUGGUCCCCGGCAUUAGAUUGGGGGUUCUGGGAGAGGCAGGUGAAUGUCCUAAGUGAAUUGUUCUGUUUGUAACUGGAGUGUUUUUGAAGUCUUUGGUGUUGCUCUGUGAGAGGACAUCGCCACCUGGUGCUCAUGAGGUGUCUGUGCAGAACAAUAAAUGGCAAAUGAACAACCACAAAAUUGUUGCUGUUGUUGGCCUUCUGCUUUUUGUAGAUUAGUGCACCUAUCUGUGAGGGAUUUGGGUUCCCUCCCUGAGUCUGUAAGCAACCACAAGCCCUUCCACUGGAUGGGGGAAGCCCCUCCCCCACCACUUAAAAACAAAUUUUCCACAUAUUACCCACCCACACAUUUGACCUGGCUAGACUCUUCGUGAGACUAAAGGAACAGAUCACAUGGCCGGGAAAAUGAGUAAGUGAACGUGUGGGAGAAAAAAAACACUUUUGAAAUCACGAAUAUUCACUUUUAAAGGUCCCUUUGCCUGACUACAAUAUAGUAUGUGUUUAAAUGGUUUACAGGCUGUUGUUUCUCAAAUAAAUGUUUGAUAUUAAUCAUCCCCAAACUGACAAGAACACAAAAAUAAAAUGCAAAUGCAGAGCCACCUUCGUCACCCAAAUCUGUGUCUAUUUCUGAUAGUCCAUGGGAUGAGGUUUUCUUGAAAGCCAGGGUUGGUCUCCCCACAGACCCCAGCCUAAGACCACCAGUUAGGAACCCAGGACUUGGAAGGCAGAGCCUGUGAGCUCUUCCAUCUGGGAUCUGACUCUGCAAAAUGAUUUGAUGAAUGCAACCGGCAAACUCCCAUGUUCUAACUUCACAUGCAUGAGCUGUUGGACAGAGAGUUCCUUAGUACAUAUUUUAAUGUAUUUUAUGUGCAAUCUUGUUGGUAGGAAUACAGGUUUGUAAGGAACUUUUCAUUUCAAUACACGGUUAGCGCAUUAAAAGCCUGGGAAUUUGGGGCUAUAUUUUUCCUUUCUGACUCAAUAAUCUUCAAAGAAUUCAUAGGAAGUCAGUAUUUGCAGACAAGUGGUUAACUUGGCUAAAAUGUACAAAACACCCAGAACCCACAAAACACUCAGAGGUUUAGGAGAAUGUUUUAAUGCUUAAGAGGCAGGAUUAAGUGAAGACAUUAAAGAAAUCAGUGUCCCUGGCUGGGCAGUCAAGAGAGCAGGGCUCAAAUUCUGUGACUCACUUCUCUGUAUCUCAGUUGGAAAUGAAUGGGGAUCCUGGUUCCCACCUUCCCACACGCUGUGAUGCUUCAAACUCCUUGGUGAAGGGCCUCUUCUCAGCCCAAGAUUUUGAUUGUGAACAUUAACAAAGAGAACAGUCAUCCUCCACAGAAGAUAACUCAUUAAUGACAUUUGAUUCAGUGAAUAAAUGUAUUAUUUUAAAAAAUAUUGUAGGGGACCAUGAAAGUAGUGGAGGUAAUUGCAAUCAGGAGAGAUUGGUAUUAAAAUUGAGCAAAGUCCCAACUAUUGCCAGAUGACAAUUAUGCAUCCUGCUAGAUGCCCCAGGGCUCUCAGCCUGGAACUGAAAUAAAUGGGUUACAAGUGGUGCUGGAUGCCUUUUUCAGUUCAUUUGAAAACAUGGAUUUGAUCAUGUCAGCUCCCUU